AUGGCAUUCAAUUUUCAAACCAUAUCAUCCAAUAUCUUCAAUGGCCUCUCGGCAGAUUUCCGAAAAAAGAACUUCUCCGUGUACGGCCAAUGGAUCUCCAUCUUCACCAUCUUCGUCUGUAUUGCGCUUGGUGUGGCCAACAUUUUCCACGUCAACUUGGUGAUUAUUUUCUCCAUCAUCUGUCUUGUGCAAGCGUUGGUCGUCUUAUUUGUGGAGAUUCCAUUUUUGUUGAGAAUCUGUCCGUUGACUGACACUUUCACCAAUUUCGUACGCAAGUUCGACGACAAUUGGCCACGUUGUGGAUUUUACUUGCUUAUGAGUGUUAUUCAAUGGUUGAGUUUGCUCUGUAUGGCCACAUCUUUGCUUGCCGUGGCUGUUCUUUUCCUUUUGUCUAGUGGUUGUUAUCUUAUGGCUGCACUUAAACAUCAGGAAUAUCUUAAGAGUUCUUUUGAUGUCGCUGGUCUGGGAACCGAUCUUGAGAGCCAGGCUGCGGGCCAUGUUGUGCGGAAUGUUUUGUAG
Messenger RNA from Australozyma saopauloensis, 519 nucleotides. RefSeq names its product Tvp18p (gene TVP18). Gene Ontology annotation, cellular component: Golgi membrane. NCBI's taxonomy places the organism in Eukaryota, Fungi, Ascomycota, Pichiomycetes, Serinales, Metschnikowiaceae. Gene Ontology annotation, biological process: vesicle-mediated transport. Bases 1 to 519 code for a protein of 172 amino acids. The transcript has a single exon. The record is from RefSeq and is a predicted model, not a curated record.